AAGCGAGACGAGAUGAACAGCAAACGCGAAGCGACUGUGAGCAGGAAAACAAAGGAGACUGAUAUCUCCGUUACCGUGUGUUUGGAUGGACAAGGAGACAACGAUAUUUCUAGUGGAAUUGGUUUCCUCGACCACAUGCUGUGUGCUCUAUCCAAACAUUCACGUUUUGACGUGAAGCUAAAAUGCGAAGGAGAUCUACACGUCGACGAUCACCAUUCGGUAGAAGAUUGUGGCAUUGUAUUAGGUCAAGCAUUCAAAGCAGCACUUGGUGAACCCAAAGGAAUUGCAAGGUUUGGUCAUUCACUUGCACCAUUGGAUGAAGCUCUGUCACGUGCUGUCAUUGACAUAUCCGGGAGACCAUUUUCUGACCUCAAAUUAGAUCUCAAAAGAGAAAAACUAGGGACACUGUCAUGUGAAAUGAUACCACACUUUCUGUCAUCGUUUGCUACAGCUGCUUGUAUUACACUUCAUGUUGACGUGUUAAAAGGAAAGAAUGAUCACCACAAAGCAGAAUCAGCAUUCAAAGCACUCGCCAUUGCUCUUCGAGCUGCUGUGAAAAGAGAUGGAACUGACAAUGUUCCUAGCACUAAAGGAACAUUAUACUAAACUUUUA
Molecule: messenger RNA, 613 nt
Organism: Corticium candelabrum
Lineage: Eukaryota; Metazoa; Porifera; Homoscleromorpha; Homosclerophorida; Plakinidae
Exons: 1
Coding region: 13-606 (197 amino acids)
Biological process (GO): L-histidine biosynthetic process
Molecular function (GO): imidazoleglycerol-phosphate dehydratase activity
Source: RefSeq, a predicted model, not a curated record